GAUCUGCCCUGUGAGAAGUGGCAGUACAGCAGCCGGCCCCGCCUCCAGUAUCCUGGAGUCUUGGGAUGGAAGGGGAAGCAGAAGCUCCAAGGAUCAGUUUCCUGAAGCUCCAGUCCAUCCAGCUGUCUGUGGGGGAGCAGCCCAGGAGCCUGAGGCAGGCACCAUGGCCCAAGGCUGCCCUAUUGAAGGGCUGGAAGUGGCCCUCGUAGACCUCCAGAGCUCCCGGAACAAUGUACGACACCACACAGAAGAGAUCAGCAUUGAACGCCUUAUUGUCCGCCGGGGCCAGGCCUUUGUCAUCACCUUAUACUUUAGGAACCGGGGCUUCCAGCCAGGCCUGGACAACAUCAUCUUUGUGGCUGAGACUGGACCUCUACCAGACCUGGCUAAAGGGACUCGGGCAGUGUUCAGCUUGACAAGCAGUGAUGGCCCAAGUCCCUGGAUCGCUUCCUUGGAGACCAAUGGGGCCGCCUCCCUGGAAGUGAGCCUGUGCGCCCCUCCCAUGGCAGCGGUGGGUCGGUACCUCUUGAAAAUUCGCGUUGACUCCUUCCAGGGCGCUGUCACAGCCUACCAGCUGGGGGAGUUCAUCCUGCUCUUCAAUCCCUGGUGUCCAGCUGAUGGUGUCUACUUGGACAGUGAGCCUCAGAGGCAGGAGUAUAUUGUGAAUGAUUAUGGCUUCAUCUACCAAGGAAACAAGAGUUGGAUCCGCCCAUGCCCCUGGAACUAUGGGCAGUUUGAGGAAAAUAUCAUAGACAUCUGUCUGGAGCUGCUACAGAAGAGCCUGAACUUCCAGGUUGACCCAUCCACAGACUGUGCCCUGCGGGGAAGCCCCGUCUACAUCAGCAGAGUGGUGUGUGCCAUGAUCAACAGCAACGAUGACAACGGGGUGCUUAAUGGAAACUGGAGUGAGAAUUACACAGAUGGUGUCAACCCUGCAGAGUGGACAGGCAGCGUGGCCAUCCUGAAGCAGUGGCACGCCACAGGCUGCCAGCCAGUACGCUAUGGGCAGUGCUGGGUCUUUGCUGCCGUCAUGUGCACAGUGAUGAGGUGCCUGGGGAUCCCCACCCGUGUGAUCACCAACUUUGACUCCGGCCAUGACACAGACGGGAACCUGAUUAUAGAUGAGUAUUAUGACAGCACAGGCAGGAUUUUGGAGAAUAUGAAGAAGGAUACCGUCUGGAAUUUCCAUGUAUGGAAUGAGUGCUGGAUGGCACGUAAGGACCUCCCUCCUGGAUAUGGAGGCUGGCAGGUGCUGGAUGCCACACCUCAGGAAACCAGCAAUGGUCUCUACUGCUGCGGUCCUGCCUCUGUCAGAGCAAUCAAAGAAGGAGAAGUCGAUCUGAACUUCGACACACGCUUUGCAUUUUCCAUGGUCAAUGCAGACUGCAUGUCCUGGCUAGUUUAUGGAGGGAAGGAGCAGAAACUUCACCAGGAUACAGCUGCUGUUGGUAACUUUAUCAGCACUAAGAGCAUCCAGAGUGACGAGCGGGAUGACAUCACAGAGAGCUACAAGUAUGAAGAAGGUUCCCUUCAAGAGAGGCAGGUGUUUCUAAAGGCUCUGCAGAAGCUAAAGGAUGGAAGGUCUCAAGGUCCUCACCGAGCAGACACGACACCCUUCAGUUCCAUGCCACCAGGGCAGGACAACCCUCGGAGCCUGGAUACACCUUCCCUUCAACCCAGUGACGUUAUGCAGGUCUCCCUGAAAUUUGAGCUACUCGACCUACCCAACAUGGGCCAGGACAUAAACUUUGUCCUGUUGGCUCUCAAUAUGUCACCUCAGUUCAAGGAUCUCAAAGUAAACCUGAGUGCCCAGUCCCUGUUGCAUGAUGGCAGCCCCCUGACCCCAUUCUGGCAGGACAUAGCAUUCAUCACAUUGUUUCCUCAAGAAGAAAAGACCUACCCUUGUAAAAUCCUCUACUCUCAGUACAACCAGUAUCUGUCGACAGACAAGCUAAUCCGCAUCAGUGCCCUGGGCGAAGAGAAGAGCACUCCUGAGAAAAUCCUGGUGAACAAGAUCAUCACCUUGACUUUCCCAGGCAUCGUGAUUAAUGUUCUAGGAACAGCCUUUGUGAAUCAGCCACUCACUAUCCAGGUGAUAUUUUCAAACCCACUCUCAGAGCCAGUUGAGGACUGUGUGCUGACCUUGGAAGGAAGCGGCCUCUUUAAGAAGCAACAGAGAAUCCUCGUUGGAGUCCUCAAGCCCCAUCACAAAGCCAGCAUCACUCUGAAGACAGUCCCUUUUAAGAGUGGCCAAAGGCAGAUCCAAGCUAAUCUGAGGAGCAACAAGUUUAAGGACAUCAAGGGUUACAAGAAUGUAUAUGUAGACUUUGGGUUAUAAAUUCUGGAACAAUAUGCCAGAUGUGUG
Messenger RNA from Nannospalax galili (Upper Galilee mountains blind mole rat), 2365 nucleotides. It is a transcript of the gene Tgm5, whose product is annotated as transglutaminase 5. NCBI's taxonomy places the organism in Eukaryota, Metazoa, Chordata, Mammalia, Rodentia, Spalacidae. Gene Ontology annotation, molecular function: protein-glutamine gamma-glutamyltransferase activity. The transcript has 13 exons. Gene Ontology annotation, biological process: peptide cross-linking. The record is from RefSeq and is a predicted model, not a curated record. Bases 164 to 2338 code for a protein of 724 amino acids.